Molecule: messenger RNA, 2364 nt
Organism: Xyrauchen texanus (razorback sucker)
Lineage: Eukaryota; Metazoa; Chordata; Actinopteri; Cypriniformes; Catostomidae
Product: threonylcarbamoyl-AMP synthase-like
Exons: 6
Coding region: 52-867 (271 amino acids)
Biological process (GO): regulation of translational fidelity
Cellular component (GO): cytoplasm
Molecular function (GO): double-stranded RNA binding; nucleotidyltransferase activity; tRNA binding
Source: RefSeq, a predicted model, not a curated record
CUCGUGUUUGAAUGCAGCAUGUUGUCUACGCGCUGUUGACUUGUGCGGUUUAUGAUCGUGUUUGCAUUUAUUCGUGCGACCUGCACACGGUUAAAUACUCGUUCUCACGCAUUAAAGAAGUUGUUUAAGAGUGUCAGCAUGUGUAAAGAGCUGAAGACGAGAGUCUUGCGACUGCCAGCGCUGAGUUCAGAUGAGCUGAUGUCACAGCCGGAAUGGGCAGAUAUCCUGAACUCUACUGUACAGGCUUUGAAGGCUGGUCAGGUUGUGGCUGUUCCCACUGACACCAUCUACGGUCUCGCCUGUGUGGCUCAAAACUCUGAUGCCAUCAGGAGAGUUUAUGAUAUCAAAGGCAGGAGUGAAGACAAACCUUUAGCCAUCUGUGUUGGAGAAAUACAGGACAUAUACAGGUUCUGUAAGGUGUCUGUGAAGGAGGAACUGCUCAGUGAUUUGCUGCCUGGACCCGUAACGCUAGUUCUGGAGAGAUCCGCCACACUGAACGAUGAUCUAAAUCCUUUUACUAAGCUCAUAGGGGUCCGUAUUCCAGACCACCUGUUCAUGAGGCGCCUCUGUCAGAUGUGCAGUGAGCCGCUCGCUCUCACCAGUGCUAAUGUCAGCACACACAACAGUACACUUGCUGUUCAUGAGUUUGAGGAUUUGUGGCCCAGUCUGUCUGUUGUAGUGGAUGGUGGCCCAAUUGGAGCCAAAAGUCGUUUGGGUUCAACAGUAGUAGAUCUUUCUGUGUGUGGGAGAUACCGUAUAAUCAGACCUGGAUGUGCCCUCUCUGCAACGGUUCAGGUACUGGAGGGCAAGUAUGGACUGCUGGAGAAUUGUCAAUCAAUGAGUUCAAGCACACUAAACCUGCUGUAGGUCACAGUCAGCAUGCACACUGACCAGUGGAUGGUUUGGAUGACCAAAAGGAAGGUGUCAUCAAAUGUGUCUGUAAAUGUCAUUCUCACUAUUGGGACUUUGAGUCUUUAUGCUGUUUUUCAGAUAGUUUGGGGUUUGGUGAUUAUGAGCUGAAUGUGUUUUGUUAUUUAAAACGAUGAUUUCAAGACUUUUAAAUCUUCAGAUGCAAUUUCUCAAGCAUGUUGGAGAAAAAAAAUAUUCCUCUAUCAAACUUUCAGCUCUUAAGGUAACUUCCAGUCUUGCGUUACUUCAUGGGUGUUGGUUUAGUGCUCUUCUGUUGAGUAAUCCUUCGAUGUAUAUUGCGUUGAAGGGACAGUGGUAUGGUGAGAAUUAUAAAUUUUUCAAGAUACUGGACACUUGGAAGCUUGAUGUUUUGAUGGCUUUGUUACAGUACAGUUUCAAAGACAUUUUAUUCAUAUUUAUUGCCAGUUUAAAUUCAAUAUAUUGUGCAAAUUUCUAAUGAUUGUUUGCAGAGCUGCACUUAUAGUUUUAUAAAAAUGAAUGCAACCUUAAAACUGAUGUGAAGAGGAACUUAUUUAUUACUGUACUGAAUUCAAUUAUGGACCGAGUAAAUUGUGAUCUUUAAAUAAUCACCAGUAAUAUCCCCACCAAUGUGUUUUUUUUUUAUUUUUUUUAAGUAGUCUGAAUGUUUGUUUCCAUGUCUCAAAGGAAUAGUUCUCCCAAACAUUUACCCUGAUACCAUCCCAGAUGUGUAUGACUGUCUUUCUUCAGCUGAAAAUAAAUGAAGAUUUUUAAAAGAAGAUGGAGCUCUGUCAGGUCCUUGUAAUGGAAUUACAUUGGUGCCAGCACUUUGACCACCCAAAAGUCAUAGCUAGGCAGCAUAAAAGUAGUCCACAUGGAUCCAGUUGAUCAAUGAAUGUCUUCUGAUGUAAAUCAAUAAGUUUGUGUAAUUUUUUUUUUACUUAUCAAAAUGAUUUUAACUUUUAAAAAGUGCUUCCUAUCAGCAGCUGAUGCAAAGCGUGCCGUAAGAGUGUCUGUGAGAUCACGCAAUAAUUCGGAAGUGCUGCUUAUUUACAAAAGAAUGUCAUGCAGGGUUUGAUUAUUUCAAACCACAUUGAAGCCCUGAUGGAAUUGCAGAUUUAAUGUUUUAAUUAUCCACUUGUUUCUUACAUAAACCAAUUGAUUCGCUUCAGAAGACCUUCAUUGAUUGACUGGAGAGGUAUGGAUUACUUUUAUGCUGCCUAAAUGUGACUUUUGGACCGUCAAAAUGCUGACACCCGGGUUUUUCCAUUUAUAAGAACCUGACAGAGAUCUAUCUUCUAAAAAUCUUUGUGUUCUGCUGAAGAAAGAGAGUCAUACACAUCUGGGAUGGCAUCAGGGUAAAUGAUGAGAAUUAUAAUUUCUGAAUGAACUAUUCCUUUAAGUGAUUGUUUUGAUUUAACAAUUGAAUUUUACCAUUUUGUAAUCAAAUUAGAUUUUUGUAACUGCUAAUUAAAG